AUGCAAGAGUCUGAAUCAAUCGAGUUUUAUUGCGUUGCAGAAAACAAAGGUGGUAACGCGGAAGCCAACUUCACGGUCCAUGUUUCCCAGAUGGCAGCAGGAAUGGCGUCAUUAGGCAGCGCACAAAUAGCGAGCCUGGGAGCCGCGCUGUUUUUGCUUAUUGUUGUAAUUUCUCUCGGCUUACUUAUAACAUUUGUGCGGUUUCGACCUUCGCCGUCUUGUGAAAGUAAGACUCCGAAUACUCUUGAUAGAGUUGUCUCGGGAAACGAAGUACACCCGGCGGCGAAUGAUCGGCCGCACGUGGCUGUUAUGGCGAACAGGCAGGCAUCGCCCAAUUAUAAUGACGUUAAGUGCAACCCGGUCGUAAAACCGCCAAGAGUCGGUGACAUGCCUUAUACAACCAACCAUUACGAAGGACGGGGCAGUAUUGUGACCGCAGGUGGACCUGUAAUGGUUUCACCAACGAUUUCUGCCGGAAUCGACCCCGACCUGAUCAAUGACACCAGACCUGAAAGCGCUACUAGACCAGGGAGCGGUGAAUACGCCCGGGAAACUUCCGACUCACUAUAUCCUUCAGGUCUAUGGGAACAGAUGAAAAUGAAUCAGGCAAGCAGUUUAGCUAGAGCGGUCAGCUCUGCGAUUCCGAACUAUUACACAGAUAGAACGCCCAUCAUCGAAAAUUCCAGCGUGAACGGUUCCCAGGAGGAACUGGGCUAUAUGAGCAGGACAUUUCCGCGUUCACAUGCUGUGGCAGCAGUUACGACGGUACCGAUAGAUGCAUCCUAUCCUCCAGAUUAUGGCUUACCCGCCGGGACAGGCCCGCGAACCCUUCGAGUGUGGCAGCGUGCCCCACCUGUUUUACCACCAGUCUCGGCAUUAAAGCGCGUUCUUACUAUAACCAGACCCUCGACGGAAGAUGGAUUUAACGAUGGCUGUGCCACAGAUGUU
Molecule: messenger RNA, 948 nt
Organism: Iphiclides podalirius (scarce swallowtail)
Lineage: Eukaryota; Metazoa; Arthropoda; Insecta; Lepidoptera; Papilionidae
Source: the annotation of a GenBank genome assembly